UCAAAUCCUUUCCUUAACCUUCACGCCUCAAUUACACCACACUCUCUCUCUUCAAAUUUCAAUGCAUAUUUAAAAGCCUUCACCCUUCUAACCAAUCUCUCAACAUUUACUUUCACCCUUUUCACACUCCUUCCUACCCUUUUAAAUUCUCAUCAUAAAAAUCACUUUUUGAACAUAAAAAUUCCAACUUUUUCAUCAUAAACUAAAACUAAACUCAAAGUUACAAUCUUUCAUCAUCAUGGAUUCUAUGAAAGAAGAAGCAAAAUGUGUAUGGAUACAUGGACCUAUCAUAGUAGGUGCUGGUCCAUCAGGUAUAGCAGUAGCAGCUUGUUUAUCAAAACAAGGUAUUCCAAACGUGAUUCUAGAGAGAAGUGAUUGUAUAGCUUCACUCUGGCAAAACAGAACUUAUGACCGUCUUAAACUUCACCUCCCAAAACACUUUUGUGAACUUCCUUUCAUGAAUUUUCCUACAAAUUUUCCUCAAUACCCAACAAAACAUCAGUUCAUUUCAUACAUGGAAUCCUAUGCAACACACUUUUCGAUUACUCCUAGGUUCAAUCAAACUGUAGUUAGUGCUGAGUUUGAUUCAUGUUCUGAGAUUUGGGUUGUCAAAACUCAAGAUAAUUUUAGUUACUUUUCACCUUGGCUUGUUGUUGCUAGUGGAGAAAAUGCUGAACCUGUUGUUCCUAAGAUUCAUGGUUUGGAACAUUUUCAUGGUCCUGUUUCACAUACAAGUGUUUAUAAAUCUGGUUCUGAGUAUAAGAAUAAAAAGGUUUUGGUCAUUGGUUGUGGUAAUUCUGGAAUGGAAGUUAGCUUGGACCUUUGUAGACACAAUGCUAUUCCUCAUUUGGUUGCAAGAAAUACAGUACAUAUUCUUCCAAGAGAUAUGUUUGGUUUCUCAACAUAUGGAGUAGCUAUGGCAUUAUAUAAAUGGCUUCCAUUAAAAUUAGUAGACAAGUUUCUCUUGUUGGUGACAAGUUUCAUUUUGGGAAACACCAAUCACUAUGGUAUCAAAAGGCCUAAAACUGGACCAAUAGAGCUUAAACUUGCAACAGGAAAAACUCCAGUACUUGAUGUUGGUCAAAUAUCACAAAUUAAAUCCGGUAACAUUAAGGUGAUGGAAGGUGUGAAGGAGAUAACAAGAAAUGGUGCAAAAUUUUUGGAUGGAAAAGAAAAGGAAUUUGAUGCAAUAAUAUUAGCAACAGGGUACAAGAGCAAUGUUCCUAGUUGGCUCAAGGGUAGUGAUUUUUUCACAAAAGAUGGAAUGCCGAAAACACCCUUUCCACAUGGUUGGAAAGGUGAGCAAGGAUUGUAUACGGUAGGGUUCACAAGAAGAGGUCUACAUGGAACAUACUCUGAUGCAAUCAAAAUAGCUGAAGAUAUUACUAAGCAAUGGAAAACACUUAAGAACAAAAGUUGUUGUGAUUCACAUAUAAUCCUACUUAACAAUUCAUAAAACCUUAUUACCAUCUCUUAAUAAGGUAUUAAGGUGUGCCAAUUAAGUUUAUUUUUUGUUAAGAAGAGAAAGAUUAAUUCAAGAAGUGAGAGAAGAAUAUAGAGUUUAGGUCAUUUGGGAAAAUAUUGUACUACUUUUUUUUUUUUUUUCUUCUUGGUUUUCUGUGUAUGUACAAUUUUGUAUUUAGGAGCAUACGCUUUUUUAACUACUCAAGUGUUAGCUUUUUGUACAAAAACAGUUUCAUAAAUGGAAUGGCACUUCAGUUCUCAAA
Cicer arietinum (chickpea) is the source of this 1727-nucleotide messenger RNA. NCBI's taxonomy places the organism in Eukaryota, Viridiplantae, Streptophyta, Magnoliopsida, Fabales, Fabaceae. The record is from RefSeq and is a predicted model, not a curated record.